This is a messenger RNA of Physcomitrium patens, 3272 nucleotides long. The record is from RefSeq and is a predicted model, not a curated record. NCBI's taxonomy places the organism in Eukaryota, Viridiplantae, Streptophyta, Bryopsida, Funariales, Funariaceae.
CGGGGUGCCUGGGCGUUUCUAUGGGCGUUUCUAUCGGCGCAUCCGCACCCGUUUCACAGCAUGCCAUUGCCAUGGGCAAGGAGAAGAGGGUUUAGGAUGUUGAGUUGAUUUUCUCUGUUUUCCGCAUUCUCCGUCUCUCUUCGUCAGUCUUUCUGCUCCCUUCUUUUAUCAGAUAUCGUGAUCAGGUGACGACUGACCUCGCAUGGUAUGGACUAGUUGUCGCGCCGGAUUUUACAGCACCGAAAUUUGUUUGUUCUCGUGAUUUUGGGGUGUUGGGUCUGAUGGUGCGGUUCGUUUCACGUUCUUCUGUUCUUUCUGACAUUUCUCCAUGUCCGAGGAGUUUACUUUUUUCGUUGCUACAUUCUCCUCGCAAAUCUUCAUUCAAGCUUCUGCUAUGACUAUACGAUGUCUUGCGAUCUUGGUUAGGAGCUCUAUUCCUGUUCAGUUUGUUUGCCGUGAAAUUUCAGUGAAUUAGGUAGUUUGGAUUCCAUCGAUGUUGGUUUGCUGUCGAUUGCUUUGUUUAGAACAUGGAUUUGUUCAAUUGCGGUGUUGCCUAAGGCUCUCAGUUGUUUUGGAUCAAAUGAUUAAUGUUUUACAUGAAUGUGUGUGGAUUUUAAAGCAUACGCUGCGAUCGUUUCUUGUGUUGUCGAAUCUUCAGAUUUAUGCACGAUGCACACUUAGUGCUGUUCUAUUGCUCGAAUUUUCAGGUGUUGUUAGAGUGAACCGUUUGGAGUCAGUCUUCUUCCUCCUUUGUAAACUGAUAGAAUAAUUUUUUGAAUGACACUUUUGUCUCUUCACGCUGUGUGAUCUCUAUGGAACAUUUCUUUAUUCGCUUUUGGUAUCUUUUAGAAGAUGGAAGGUCCACAUUGCAGGAUCUUGUCAAAUGUUUCAUCGCGGUUGUGAUUACGAAGCAAGAUUGAUUUAUGUGCGCAGGAAUAUCUUCCGAAAUAGAUUAUCGUUGCUCGGAUGAACUUCUGAGCAUAGCAGGGUUUUCCACUGAAACCAUUUCUUUAUUCCGCUAUCUAAAAUUGAUGCUUGAAGUUUUUUCACUUUCGUGUCCAGACCUAUUCUGAUACCACUAUUCGAUGUUGGCAAAAUAUUUGUUACAUAAAUGUCCGAUUGAAAAUAUACUUUUAAACUUGUCUGUGGCUCCGCUUCUCUCUUGAGCGUAAAAAGCGUUAACACUUGCCUUUAAAAUUAUGAGUAAGCUACUGAAAGCCUCCUUUAUGCUUGGGACUAGUUGGCGAACUUGAAUAAUUUAGAAGUGAUUUUUUUUCGAUUAUUGGCGUGCUGGUCUACAGCUCUGCUAUGCAACUCGGAAUUGCGACGACAAAGUUUUAAAUUGUAGGGUGUGUAUUUGCAAGUGUUCUCGUAACAUAAUUUUCGUUGCAUCACAGGGGCCUGUGGUGAUGGGAUUUUGAUUUGGUACAGCAUUGAACACCAAAGGUUUAUAAGUUUUACCGCGAGAUCAGAACACUGGAUUUUCAGAAUAUCGAAGUUGCUUAACUUUAGAGGAUAUGGAGGGUUUCACCCCUCCUCGUGGAAUUAACUCCAGUAGUUUUCGUGAGUCCGAUGUUGAACUUCUACAGAAAGGAGCCCGAGAAUGGCUGGAGGCAGUGUUGGAAGUGAAACUUGACCCUGACGCAAGCUUACAGGAUUUGUUAGCUGACGGCACAGUACUUUUCAACGUUUCGCAGAUCGUCAAAAAGAAUUUGGAAAAACUUUCUUUCAGUAAAGGUCAUAUCGAGAAUCCGCCUGCGCCAUCACUGUCCUCUCCACACGUGAAUCUGAAGACUAGCCUGAAGUAUCAACCAUAUUCCUAUGUUGAAGCUUUUCUGAAGGUUUGCAAGGAUGUAGGAAUGUUGGAUUUGGAUUUAUUUAAUCCAUCUGACGCAGUCGACAAGAAAGAUAUACGCCAUGUGUGUGUUUGCUUACGAAGCUUGUCAAAGAAAGCGCGAAUGCUGAGUAUUCAACUACCUGACUUCGAUAACGUGAGGCAUACUUGGGUGAGCCCUUCUCCUAAACAGUCAACGUCCACUGAGGUAGUGAACAAUCUCCGGGACCAUAUCGAGCAGCCGUCAAAUAAGCUGCCUUCCGCCAGGCUCAGCAUGAGCAGUAAGCUGAGCAAAGAUGGUUCUUCAUCGACCUCUGUAGAUCCACCUUCAAGGGGUGCCUCUGAUGCCGAUUGUGUUAACACAAAAUUAUUUCAGGUCGGCUCGCAAGCUGUGGAGACCCCAUAUGAGACUGCUGAAAUUAGGCAACCUUCAUCAAUGGAAUUAAUAGAGUCAAAUGCAAAACAAGCAGUGCCUGAAGUGGAGACUACCGCCUUAAUGUCUGACGAGAGGGAUUUGAGACCUAUUAGUCCCUCAGUAAUAUCUAAGGAGCCGCAAGUGAAUGGGUUGGGUGUGUUGGACUUGAGUUGUAAAGACCUAUCUUUCAUGAAGUCGCAGGGACUUGAGCGGAACGAGCUUAAGAAAAGGGGGAAGAGCAAUAACCGGUACUCAUGGUUUCCAUAUGUAACUGGAGUGGUUAUGUUUGUUGGUGCUAUUGUGCUCAUGGUAGUGGACAGGGAGAGAACGUCCUCACAACUUGUGCAUGAGGCCCAGCCAGCGGAUACUCUGGCAGAGAUUUCUAGACGGACAGAAAAGUCAAGCUGGCAAGAUAUUAUGCGAAAUAACACUGAUAUUCAUGACCCAAAUAUCACACAUCCUAAUGUGCCACGUAAACUGUAGAAGAGUAGAUUAUUGUUGUGGAGUCCUGUGAAUUUAUGAGUAAAACAUGUUCAUGUCGGAGGCUAUACAUGUCUUGCAUAUUCUUAGGGUUUGGGUCUGUUAUUCUAAUGAAACCAGCCGGCUAAACGACUGAAGCUAGUUGGAAUGGCCACGCUGUCUUAGAGUGCACUCAACAGGCACUAAACACGCACACGCGCAUAAAUUGUGCACUGAUUGUGUGAGACCAAGCUUGCAAACAGAGGAGCUCUGACUGCUGUGUAGCAUUAGGAUUUGUAGCUUCGUUGGUGCAUGUAAACCAGGCCAAGUCGAAUUCUCACUGCCCGGCAUUUGAACAGCUAGAUGCAGUUUCGUUAGCGUGCAAGAACAGCGAUUCGACGUACAUCAUAGACCAUAGCAGUUUAGCCAGGGUUGAAAACAGUAACCUAGAAUGCAGCAGGUUCACAUUCUGCCGUGCAUUGGAAUCUUGCUUGCGCUUAUAAUGACUGGAAUCAAAUUGUCUUUCUAUCAGUACCCAACAGUACUUCAGGAAAGCUUGGGAUA